AUGAUUAUUUUUUUGCUUUGUUUUAUCAUUUUUUUGUUUUUUUUCCUUUUUUUUUUUUUUUUUUUUUUUCUUUUCUCCUCUUGCAUGGCUUUAGCCGCAGUUCCCCGGGGUUAUCAAGUGGUAACUGGUGGCGUGAUGGAUACUCAUCGUCGUGCGACACUCGGUCAGCCGUCAAUUACUUCUUCGCGCAUUAUGAGCUUGGCCUUUGCAAAUGCGAGUCAGACGGAUGCGAGCAUCGCGACCUCCUUCGGGCUACAUCUCAGGGAGCCGCGCAUCAAGCGUAAUCACCCUCGCAAAGUUCUGUGUGCAGAUGACUGUGAUCUCAUGGUUUCGCUUAUGCAAAAAGCAUGCCCCACGUUUCCCCCACGUGCACAAGAGGCUACUGGCAGCGAAGAAGAUGAGCAAGAUGAGACCGAAUCACAGAUCUACCUGAAGAAUUUGACACGCGCACUUGAUGAGGCACUCACGAGGAAACGAAAAUUAAAUAUGAAAUCUCGGUCUUCCCCGAAAGAAACCGCCACCUCAUGGGUGGAGUCUAGCCAUGCAUCGACUACUUCUGCUCCAGUGGAGGCAGAAAGAGGUGCCCUGGAGCUGUGGAUGGAGGAACAGCACCGGGGGCAACGCAUCACCCGCAGUGCAGAGCCGUUUUGUAAAAGUCGAUCAUUGACAAAUGCCGUUAGCAAGGGACGCUUCCCAGAUGAUGCGAACGCUCCAAUCUCGGAGGCAGUUCGAAAGUGGGAAAAGGAACAAAGUCAGCCCCUGCAGCGUCACCGCCAUCAGCCCAAGCAGCAACGGAAAUCAGGUGAGGGAGGGAAAGAUCAUGACGAAAAAACUCACCGUGAGACAUCCUUGUCCUCUCACGAAGGUCUCAAUGGGGUUCCGACCCUCCUGGGGAGGCUAAAGCAACUGCCCGUGCGAAGUUGGCGAGUGAUUCAUAAUCUCACACGGGCGCCUGAGCCACCCGUUAAGAAUGACUCUAUGCCUACUGAUGAAAGACCUGUGGAUUUUAUGGUUGUAGAAAACUGGCGGCAUAAUUUUGAUUACGUGGGCUACGAAGAACAAUUUAACCUGGAUGGGUUGCUGUCCACAAGAGAUUUUUGCCGUUGCAUGGUGACGCGGCAUGAGGCAUCCACCACCGGGCAAACGCCUUUAAUCGCAUUGGCUGAUAUGUUUAAAAAAAAUAGGGCUCGUUCUGCCGCAAAGAAGCGUGAGGCACAGCCUUGCCCCAACAAGGAUGUUCUUUGGAGUAGUGUGUGGAUGCAAAGAGCAAAUGAAAUUGCGCUUGAAAAGGAGAGGCAGAAACUUAUUGAUGGAAUCCGUGCCUUUGAACUGCGCGUGCCAGCGGCUGCCCGCUCUAAGGAGGCCGUUGAAGAGCUUCAAAAGGAUCUUGUCGAACUGCUGAAGAAGUGGCCCUGCGAUUCUAUGAAACGUCAUGUUUUUACAAAGAUCAAUUUUCUGGAGUGGGUUAGGGAGCGCCAGAAACUGCAGCCAACCGUGGGAACGGGUGCAUUGCCGUCGCUGAGCCUGGCGGAGUCAAUGGCAUCGCGUGCGGAGGCUUCAUUUGUUGAACACGUUUUGGCCCUUCUGCCGGGGGACGAAAACUCUCUUGUCACCCGAAGACCAGCAACCGCGCCGUAG
Trypanosoma cruzi is the source of this 1638-nucleotide messenger RNA. RefSeq lists its product as uncharacterized. Bases 1 to 1638 code for a protein of 545 amino acids. The transcript has a single exon. NCBI's taxonomy places the organism in Eukaryota, Euglenozoa, Kinetoplastea, Trypanosomatida, Trypanosomatidae. The record is from RefSeq and is a predicted model, not a curated record.